GAGAGGACAUCCCAUGGUUGUUGAUCAUUAGCCCGAUGGCUGCAUGGCCGAAGCUGAGGCUUCUGGAAGUCCGACCCGUGUUGUUUGCAGUAUCAGGCGGAUUCGUCGGUCCAUUGCGGUGCAUAGCCACACCACACUUGCCACCGCUAGGUACAAAUCGAGGAUUGCGCUUGUCAUAUCGCAGGCAGCAUCCUGCCAAAGUUGGAAUGGGACGUAGCAUGACAAUGCAGCCGAUAGCGGGUAGUCCAGUCCCGAGUUGCCGACACAACGGCGAUCGAGUUUGUGCUCCGGCCGCGAGACCGCCUUUUGCAACCAUCGUAGGGAGAUCUCGUGUCGGACAGGAGUCCCCGGCCAUGUUUUGAUUUGGGUCGGAUGGGGCGCGCGAGACCUAACGGGGCAGGGGGGUUUGCUUCAUUCGGUGACCACGCCUUUGGCCAGACGAGCCGACUGCUCCAGUGCCAUGCCCUGCUGGUCGUUGGCAAGGAGCAUGGGGUGAGGCAGAAACAAUCUGUUGC
Molecule: messenger RNA, 515 nt
Organism: Microdochium trichocladiopsis
Lineage: Eukaryota; Fungi; Ascomycota; Sordariomycetes; Xylariales; Microdochiaceae
Exons: 1
Coding region: 36-362 (108 amino acids)
Source: RefSeq, a predicted model, not a curated record